AUGCCAACCAUCUCGUCCUCUCACAAACAGUCCCCUAAUCCUCAAGUGGGUCCCGUCUCCCGCCAUCCUCGGGACUCAAUCGACUCAGCUCUCGCGGAGUCGUCGCUUCGUCAACAGCUCAACAAGGAGGGGGAGGAGUUGAUUUUGGGGCCGGCCCAAUUUAAGAAAGUGGCGGUGGUGCUAUACGCGGAGGCCGUUGUGGCAAUGCCGGAAAGGCAGUUUUUGGCUCGAAUUCCGAAUAGGAGCAGCAGGGUAUUGUGGGAUUGGAACCGUUGGACAAAGGUCCAGGAUAGAUUUUUGGUCGGUGCGGCGAUUGGAGUUUUUACGCGCCUUGGGUCGCGACUUCAUGUCCUUAGUUUAUCCGUUUCACACUUUCAGUCUCCAAACUUGUCCACUUCUAUUCAUUGCUGGAGCGACCUCCGUACAUUAGCUGGCAAUUGGCCAAAGCAAAUGACUAGCUGCCUCCAAUUCCCUGCCGGAGCACGUUCGGUCGGAACUUGGUAUUCUGUUCCAGAAUACGGCUUGCGGAACCAUCGUAUUCCUGUUCCUCUAGAUUAUUCCGCUGAUCGUAAUGGUACUAAGAUCUCCAUUUUCGCUCGCGAAGUCGUCACUGUUGGGAAAGAAGAACAAUCACUGCCUUACCUAUAUUUCUAACAAGGUGGACCUGGCUUUGAAUGCCCACGUCCAAACUGAAGCCCAGUGGAUGGGUUACAUAAAGCAUGUGAAGAAUUCCGUGUUAUUUUCAUGGAUCAGGCAUGGAUUGCCUUAUCAACUCCUUUGACAACAUCUUCAAUGUUGCAACUGGAUUCUCCAGAGAGGGCUGGCUGAUACUUGAAAUACUUUCGGGCUGACAAUAUAGUGAAUGAUGCUGAGUUUAUUCGAGUUCGACUUGUUCCUGAAUGCUGACCUUGGACGGUUUUAGGCCAGAGCUAUGGCGGCUUUUCUGCUGUAACCUAUUUGAGUUUUGCACCCAAAGGACUAAAACAAGUUCUUCUAACUGGAGAUCCAUAAGUAAAUGGAUGCACUGCAGAUAUUGUCUAUAGGGCAGCCUGUGAACAGGUUAUUUCGCCAGAAUGAAAAGUACUACAAGAGUUUCCUCAGGAUGCUGAAAUUGUUCGUGAGUUUGUGAACUAUUUGGCUGAAUCUGAAGGAGGCGGGGUGAUUCUUCCAUCUGGAGGAAUCUUAACUCCAAGAGGACUGCAAACCUUUCUUUCUGGUUUAGGAUCCAGUGCAGGUUUUGAACGUUUCACUAUAUGUUUGAGAGGGUGGUGGGAUCCCAUUAUAGUUCCAGGAUCAAAGAAAAUGAAAUCAGCAGCUAACUUUUUAAAAGCAGUUUCCUGUUGCGCAGCUGCUGUUUAUUAUGAAGAUAUGUAUGUUAAUUUCAAGUGGGAAUGGGAGACAGCUUCUCAGAUAGCAGGUAUUAGAUUAUGGAUACCCAACGAAUACAUGCUUCUGGUCUUGCGAGAUGCAGGAGGUCGGAGUUUUCGAUCAUUUGCUGGGAUGUUUGAUGGAAAGAAGCCUCUGUUCUAA
Molecule: messenger RNA, 1530 nt
Organism: Jatropha curcas
Lineage: Eukaryota; Viridiplantae; Streptophyta; Magnoliopsida; Malpighiales; Euphorbiaceae
Source: RefSeq, a predicted model, not a curated record